GCAAAGCUGCCCAGCACAUGUUGCAGCUCAGCCUCGAGUAAGGGCUUGCAGUGUUCGUGAAAUGGUGGAGCAACCUUAACUAGGUAGGCGAAAGGGGCGCUUUCAGCAGAAAUCUCCCGGCGGACCAGUUUUUGUGGCAACCAUGGCCCUCUUCAGGAACCUACUAUGCGCUUCGUGUCUCUUGGCGUGCGUUCUUUUCUGGGCACCAGCGGUUGAGGCAGGCCCCCGCGACGUCAUUUUGCUGAACUUGACCAUCUUCCAGACGCACCAGCUUCUGGGUGACCCCACCGUCUACUUCCAAUGCUCCGAUAACGACACCCAAAUAUACCUUUCAGACAUCGAUGACGAGAAUCAGCUGUUCUCCUUCAACGGCCACGAAUCCUUUCAGCCCCUCACCACUCUUCCCACCGAGCAGUGCAAGCGUUGCGGUUUUUACAACGAGCGGUGGCUCAUUCCCGAUGCCACCUUUGCGGAAUGGGAGCUUUGCCCGUUGGACUUUGCGCCGAACGGAACUUUGGAAAAGUAUGUGGGACAUGAGUUUGACGCAAUCUUCUACUGCCAAGAAUGCUCGGGAGUGCAAGCACCGGCGCCGGCGCCGCAGGUGCCAGUUGUUCUGACGCCCACCGCAGUUACCUCAUCAUUGGCGGGAGCUCCUUCGACAGUUGCGAGCCCGAGCCUUGUGGGCAGCAACACGAGCGCCUUUCCUGCGCAGCCCACGCUCACGGUGCCCCAGACUCACAAAAGUUCCGGCCUCAGCAGUACAAUGCUCGCUGUGAUUCUCGUCAUAGUGGGCCUUUGCGUGGCGGGAUUGUUACUCGUCUUUGUCGUGUUCUAUUUCCGGAAGAAGGCCAAGCGGGUGCACGAGCACGAGAAAGCGGUGCAGGAGUUGGCUUACGUGGAAGAUGACCUGAAGGCGGGCCAGCUCGAGAAGGGGCUGCCGUGAAACCGUACGGAAGAGGGUAAAGGUAACGGGGGGGUGUAGAGUAUGUUAUGAACGAAGUUGUUUUGGAGCCGACGCUUGACGCGGUUCUUGUUGGUUGAAAGCUUGGAGCGUGUACGUGUACCGUCGUAGUUGGGUAUCCGUCGUGAUGCAAGCAGUUUAAACAGCUCGCUGUAUGAUAGGUCAAGAUCAAUAGAGGUUGUUCGUGGCUCCGGGCAACGGCUGCAGUAAGUGCUGCUGGUCAUACGUGGCCGGAAUUUGCUUAGGUAGCUGGUUGGAGGAUGAUGUUAGGUCAACCUUAAAAGAGCAGUCAUUGCCCCGCACCGUGAUUAUGCACUCUUAACGAAAACAUCUGACGAGGACAUUUUGCCACUGAUUUGGGCACAGUAGGGCUGUAGAUGCUGGCACGCGUGCGGCGGGACUUGUCUGCAGUCAGUCGUUUGUCCUCGAUGAGGCAUUGAAUCAUAUCAGUGCUCCCUUCGUAUCUUGCAUCGUUGGCUGCUGCCUUGGGGGUUGUUUAAUUCGGACUUGAGCGCGCUUGUGAUAAUCUCAAACUUCCAGGGCAGGUUCAUGUAAGGUUGUCGAUAUCGAAAGUUGCAGACGCAGUUGUUUGAAGAGCUUCGAUCAGAUCCUCGAGUCGACGGUCU
Klebsormidium nitens is the source of this 1587-nucleotide messenger RNA. Lineage: Eukaryota; Viridiplantae; Streptophyta; Klebsormidiophyceae; Klebsormidiales; Klebsormidiaceae. The record is from the annotation of a GenBank genome assembly.